UUUGGCUUUGCUUAAAAUUUAGCACGUCACUAGUUUUCUAUACAAAAAUUUUUCUAGCUAAAAAAAAAAAAGUUACCAAAUAAUUUAUUUAUUAGCAUAAUAUUCUAUUUUAAUUUCUAAAAAUUCUUUUUCUUCUCCGAAAAAAACCCAAGGAAAAAAAGGCAAAGAAAAUGCAUUAAAUAGAAAAUUGACUUUUAUUUCAAAGAAAGUAAACUAUAACAAAUAAAUAAAAUAAAUAAAUACUGUACACUCUAACUUUUGGUGUCGUCAUUUUUCGGAAAAAUAUAAAACAAAUGCAUCAAUAAAUUUUUUAGUAUGGAAAAGUUUCCACUAAAAGGCAAUCGAGCAGUCGCUGCUGAGGGAAAUAACUAUAUCACUGCAUAUCAAUCCGUUUUAAAAAAGUCAAACGGUCAUAACACAGAGGCAGACAUUCAACAGCAACAUCCAUUGGCUGCUACGACAACAACAUCACUAACUGCUGCUGCAGAUGAUGAUGAAAUGAUUGAUAUCACACCACGCACAAGUCCAAUUGAAGCUAAUUCAAAUACGAAUUUAAACAACGCCGCCAGCCGAAACACAGAAAUGGAUCGAUCUCAUGUGCCAACUCAUAGUGCUUUUGGAAGUAAUGAUUAUAACGAUCCAGAUGGAGCAAUAUCAUUUUAUGGUUCCCAAGAACCCCAUGAAGAUAUACCUGGCAUUGGACAAUAUGAUGAUUUUCACACAAUAGACUGGCAGCGAGAUAUUGCUAGAGAUCGCAUGCGACAUAGAUACAUAGUAAAGAAACGACAGGAUUCACUUUGGGAUUUAAUAAAAGGAGCUCAUGAUGCUUGGUCAGGUUGGUUGUGCGUUCUUCUUGUGGGUAUCGCUGCUGGUUUGGUUGCCGGUAUGGUUGAUAUUGGAGCAAGUUGGAUGUCUGACCUAAAGCACGGAAUAUGUCCUCCAGCAUUCUGGCUCAACAGAGAACAAUGCUGUUGGCCAUCUAAAGAAAGUGUUUUUGAGGAAGGAAAUUGCACAACGUGGAAAACAUGGCCUGAAAUAUUCGGUCGAUCACGAAGUGGAGCUGGAUCUUAUAUCGUCUCUUAUCUACUCUACAUAAUGUGGGCACUUUUAUUUGCUUCUCUAAGUGCAUCACUUGUCCGAAUGUUUGCUCCGUAUGCAUGCGGUUCAGGUAUUCCCGAAAUAAAAACCAUCCUCUCUGGAUUCAUUAUUCGUGGCUAUCUGGGGAAAUGGACAUUGCUUAUCAAAUCGGUCGGUCUAAUGUUAUCCGUAUCGGCUGGGCUAACUUUGGGCAAAGAAGGUCCAAUGGUUCAUAUCGCUAGUUGUAUAGGAAAUAUAUUCUCUCAUCUUUUUCCCAAAUAUGGACGCAAUGAGGCAAAAAAGCGUGAAAUUCUAUCUGCAGCUUCAGCAGCUGGUGUUUCGGUGGCUUUCGUGGCACCAAUCGGUGGAGUACUUUUCAGUUUGGAAGAAGUUUCAUAUUAUUUCCCAUUGAAAACACUUUGGCGAUCAUUCUUUUGUGCUUUGAUAGCAGCUUUUGUUUUGCGAUCAAUUACACCAUUUGGCAAUGAGCAUUCAGUGUUGUUUUUCGUCGAAUACAAUAAACCAUGGAUAUUCUUUGAAUUGAUACCAUUUGUAUUGCUUGGUGUUUUAGGGGGAAUAACUGGAACAGUAUUUAUCAAAGCCAAUCUGUGGUGGUGCAGAUAUAGGAAAUUCAGUAAAUUAGGUCAAUAUCCAGUUGUGGAAGUUUUGGUAGUGACUUUAGUCACAGGGAUUAUAUGCUAUCCCAAUCCAUAUACCAGAAUGAAUAUGAAUGAGUUGAUUUAUUUACUAUUUAGUCAAUGUGGAGCUAAUGAUAGUACUCCUUUAUGUGACUACACCCGCCACAACGUAACAGGUGGUUUGGCGGCAGCAAUAGAAGUCGCAGAACCUGGUCCUGGUGUAUACAAAGCCAUUUGGUUACUUAUUUUGGCUUUUUUCCUUAAACUAGCUUUGACGGUGUUCACUUUUGGCAUGAAGGUUCCUUGUGGUUUAUUUAUUCCUUCUUUAUUGCUUGGAGCAAUUAUGGGACGAAUUGUUGGAAUAGGUGUCGAGCAAUUGGCUUACAAUUACCCAACACUUUGGUUCUUUAUGGGUGAAUGUGCCACGGGGAAUAAUCUAAUAACACCCGGAUUGUACGCAAUGGUAGGAGCUGCAGCCGUACUAGGCGGUGUAACCCGAAUGACAGUUUCCCUUGUAGUCAUUAUGUUUGAGUUGACUGGAGGAGUGGGUUAUAUUGUACCAUUAAUGGCAGCUGCUAUGGCAUCGAAAUGGGUUGGCGAUGCUCUUGGAAGACAGGGUAUUUAUGAUGCUCAUAUUGCAUUGAAUGGUUAUCCUUUCUUGGAUAGUAAAGAUGAGUUUGCCCAUACAACUUUAGCAGCUGAUGUUAUGCAACCAAAGAGAAAUGAAACGUUAUCGGUUAUAACACAAGACUCAAUGACGGUCGAUGAUAUUGAAUCUCUCCUCAAAGAAACCGAACAUAAUGGAUAUCCAGUUGUGGUGUCAAAGGAGAAUCAAUAUUUAGUUGGUUUUGUUUUGCGGAGGGAUUUAAAUUUGGCAAUCGGAAAUGCUAAAAGACUUAUUGAAGGCAUCAAUAGCGCUUCAGUGGUAUUAUUUACAUCAGCAACGCCAGUACAAAAUCUAGGCCCACCACCAUUGAAAUUAAAGAAAAUUCUUGAUAUGGCACCAAUUACAGUGACCGAUCAAACUCCAAUGGAAACUGUUGUGGAUAUGUUCCGAAAGUUAGGCCUUAGGCAAACACUUGUUACGCAUAAUGGUCGAUUACUUGGCGUUAUCACCAAAAAAGAUGUCCUUCGACAUGUUAAGCAAAUGGAUAAUGAAGAUCCCAACACAGUCUUGUUCAAUUAAGGCCAUUACCAUCAUUUUAAUUUCCAUAAGCAGCAAAACAAUGGUAUUGGAAGAAGAAAAAAAAACUGUUAUAAUUUAUUUACUCAAAAGCAUGCAAAAAAAUAUUCAUUAUUUUUGAUUAGUUUAAAAAAAAUCAAAUAGCAAAUUAUGUUUAUAAACGAAUAUUAAGUAUAUUUAUAUAUAUUUUUUUAUUAUUUACUAUUAAUAUAAAAUUUAUAAUCUGCACUUGGAAAAAUGUAUAAUAGACAACAAAACUUAUUCUAUAAAACCUCAUAUAAAUAUAAUUAUCUGAGAGAGAUUUUCUAUGAUUCAAUUUGUUAAUUAUUUUUUUUUACAAGAGUUGUUGGGGCUAGUUAUAUAUUAUAAUCAAAACAAUUAAUUGCUUAAUUGACAUUUAUUUAAAUCAAUUUGUAUUAUUUGUACCUUACUGUUAUAAUUAUUGUCUUCGCUUUAAAAAGGAAAUAAGUAAAAAUGUCAUUAAAUUUUAAUUUACAAAAGAGAAUUCAAUUUGCCCACUUCUCUGACUGUGAUUUUAUUAUGUAAACGUUUGAAAAUUACAAUAAAACAAGUAAAUAAUUAGAAAUACCGGGUUUUUGGUUUCA
Messenger RNA from Episyrphus balteatus (marmalade hoverfly), 3503 nucleotides. RefSeq names its product H(+)/Cl(-) exchange transporter 5 (gene ClC-c). The transcript has 14 exons. Lineage: Eukaryota; Metazoa; Arthropoda; Insecta; Diptera; Syrphidae. Gene Ontology annotation, molecular function: voltage-gated chloride channel activity. The record is from RefSeq and is a predicted model, not a curated record. Gene Ontology annotation, biological process: chloride transport; transmembrane transport. Gene Ontology annotation, cellular component: synaptic vesicle; membrane; Golgi apparatus. The coding region runs from base 316 to 2901 and encodes 861 amino acids.